This is a messenger RNA of Hibiscus syriacus, 511 nucleotides long. RefSeq lists its product as uncharacterized. The transcript has 4 exons. NCBI's taxonomy places the organism in Eukaryota, Viridiplantae, Streptophyta, Magnoliopsida, Malvales, Malvaceae. The record is from RefSeq and is a predicted model, not a curated record. The coding region runs from base 42 to 353 and encodes 103 amino acids.
CAUAUUUCUCUAACUGUGGCCUUAUCGAGAAAAUCAAGCUUAUGGGUGCGAAUAGAGAUCAAUCACAGUCAGCUCUGGUAUCUUUUAGGCAGCCAUGUGCUUAUCAAGCAGCUCUUCUCCUUAAUAAUGCUAUUUUUGCAGGCCAGCCAAUUCGAGUUCUGCCGAAGAAGGACGAUGCAGAUCCUCCUGUCUCAUAUAGAACAAUUCCUAUCGUUUAUGAGAACAACAAGACCCGAGGAAACAUUCCGGUACUUCGAGCCGUAGCGGACGCGUUAGGAUGCGAAGGGGUUCAAUUAUCGGGGAAAACGACGGGCGGUGAUGGACAAAACCAAGGUAGCAGUGUGUGCGGCUGAUGAGGCAAUUUUGACAGCAGAGGAGGCAGCAAGAGAUGUGGCGAACAGGCUCAAGAACACUGAUUAUGUUGCGGUUGGUGCUACUUUGUUGUCUGGUGUGCUUCAGAAAACAUCCAAGCUUGUCUUGGAGCUUGGCAAUAGUAAGGGUCAUAGUCCCA